AGCGCGGCGCUCGCCUUGCUGCUGUGCACUGCAGCAGCUUGGCAGAGGCCGGCAGCGCGCGGCAUCACGCCAAGGGUCCGCAACGCAGCGCGAGCCAUCGACCAGCAUGGCGCCAAGCCGCGUCGCACCGCGCUGCGAGCCACCGACACGGACGAGGAAGCACCCGCAAAGCCGCAAGCGCAAUCGUUCAUGGACAGUAUGCAAUCCUUCUUCAAGCCCAAGCCCGCCGUCAACACGACGGCGGCGGCGCAAAAGGCCAAGGCCGACGCCGAAAGCCAGGGCGACGACGCCGACGUCAGCGAGGAGCAGCGUAGAGUAGCAGAAGCCGUGGUCGAAUCGGCCUUCGUCGAAGCCUCGGAAACGGACGACGCUGGACGAACGCAAACAUUACAAAAAGAAGCUCUAGACGACGACGUCCUCAAGGCCUUUGGUAUUGAGUUAGAAGGGGAGUACAAGAGUGAAACACUGAGGACCAUCUCCGAGGUCGCCGUGAAGGCGAAGAUCGCCCUGGAGGGCGCCCAGGUCCGAUUUGAGACGGAGUUAGAGAGAUCUAAGGCCGUGGUCUUGGCGUUGGUCGAAUACGCGAAACGAAAGAUAAAAUACGAGUCGUCGCGUCUGUUAACGGCGGCCGAGGACGUUUUGAAAGCAAACGUGUCCCUCACGGACGCGGCCCUUCUGCUGAGCGAGGGCAUCAACCCCUUUGAUGCGGGGUUGCUGAAGACCUUGGCACCUCCCGACGAGACGCCCGAGAACCUCCAAUUAAGGGCCGCCGACGCGCGCCGACGCAAGGAGCAGUCCCGGAAGAUCCUGCCGACCAAGGCCGCCUCGUCGUUGCAGGACGUCGCGUAUGAGGCUCGACGCGAGCUCACGGAGCGGCGGCCCGGCGCUCGUAUUGAAGAGAAAUUGCCGGGCAUAGGACCCGCUCUCGACAAGCUCGCCCCCAAGAGGCUGGAGCAAGCGCCGAUGAAUGCGCUGCCCGAGCCCGAGGAGGUCGUCGCAUUGCCGGAGCCUGAACCGGAGCCGGAGCCUGAACCUGAGAAGCCGCGCGAGCGCAACCUAAGGCCCGGCGUCGCUAGAGCAGUAGACGCCGCGGCCGACGCCGUACAAAGUUGUCUAGACGCCUGGAACCUCAUCGACGACUCGCGGGCGAACCAGCUGCGCUACCAGUUGGACGCGGUGGCCACGUUCCUCGCCGAUGAUAGUUUAACCUUCUCCGAGAAUUUUAUGGCCGAUGGCAGUGAUGUGUUGCGGAAUCGGCGGUUAGCCUCGGCCGGCGCCUUCGCUGAUGUCGUGUCGAUAGUGACGCCCGAGGCGGCCGCAACUUUUGCCGACGCGCUGCGCGAGGUCUUGGCGCUCGAGGAACUUCUCAAGAGGGAGGCGGCGUUGGACGCGGCUUUAGCCGAGGCCGGUGUCUCUCGGGAAGAACGGCCUUUGUCGGCCGAAGAUAAAGAGUUACUUGCCGAGCGCCAGGCGGACGAAGACGCUCUACAGGCGGCGGCGGAAGCGAAAAAGGCUGCGGAAGAGGAGGCUCUGCGGCUGGAAGAAGAGGCUAGGGCAGAGGAGGCUGAGCGUCGCCGAAAGGCCGACGCGGAAGCCGCGGCCGAGGUCGAACAACGGCGCGCGGAGGAGGCGGCGCGGCGCCAGGCGGAGGCCGCCGCGGCGCUGGAACGAGCGGCCCAGGAGAAGGCCGCGCGUUUACAGAAGGAGGAGGCCGAGCGCGCACAACGAGAGGCGGAGAAGCUUGCUAGAGCGGAAUCGGAGGUCGCCGACGUCGUCGCGGCCGAGGUCGCCGCCGCCGAGGCGGAGGUGGCGGCGGCGCGGGCCGAGGUCGAGGCGGCUAGAAAAGCGGUCGCCGACGAAGCCGACGAGGCGGUGGAGCCGGCGGUCGUCGCGCCGGAGCCCGAAGCGGCGCCUUCAGUCGUCGAGCCGGCGUCGGAGCCUGACCCCGAGCCCGAGACUCUGAGCCUCGACGCUAUUCUGGAAAUGACCGCGGACGACGACGACGAGGAGGAGAUCGCGGCCGAGGUUGUGGUAGAAGAGGUCGAGGUCCUCGACACGACGCCUUUCGAAGUCGAGGUCGAGGAAGAGGAGGCGGAGGCCGUGGUCGACGAUACUGUGGUAGACGACGCUGGCAGCGUCAUCAACGGCACGGCCGCCUCGAAGCUCGACAGCGAGGGCGACGCCAUCGCCGUCGAGUCCGAGAGUGAGGCAAUUGCCGAGAACGCGACGGCCGGCGACGUCAUCUUGCGGGUUUUGGAUCUUGUACUAUUACUCUCGGAGCGGUUCUUCGGGAGCUUUCUGCCGGACUUUGUCGAGAUUGUGGCGGGUGCGGCAGAAAACGCGCAGAAGGCGCUGGCCGACCCGCUCGCCGAAUCAAAAUCGACGUCGCUGCUCGGCGGCGUCAAAUCAACACUCCCAGAUGAAGAAGAGGAGGCCGGGCGGCAACGCAACGUGCCGAAGCUCGACGCUCCAACAAAUCCCGACGACCCGCUGUCAGGCCUGUGGAGCGAGGGGGGCGACGAUGAUAAGCCUAGUUAGCAUCUCUCC
This is a messenger RNA of Pelagomonas calceolata, 2547 nucleotides long. The record is from the annotation of a GenBank genome assembly. Lineage: Eukaryota; Pelagophyceae; Pelagomonadales; Pelagomonadaceae.